AUGCAUGACCAGCGCCCACGACGCGCUCGCAAACAGCGGCCAGGCCGCGGCGGAGAUGGCCGCGCUCGUCUCGGGCGCCGACACCACGGGCAGCCCGACGCCGGGCUUCACGGCCAGCCGCGCCAGCGCCAGCACCACGCGCGCGAAGACGUAGAUGACGAUCUGCUGGUUGACGCUGGGGACUUUGCCCGAGCGCGGCGACCGGCCCCCGAAGACGACGUACCCGCCGAGGAGGCCGGCGAAGAAGCUGUCGUAGGGGCCUGGAUGGGGGGAGAGGAUGUUAGUUUUGGGGUUUGGGAGGGGAUUGUGGGUGGGGUGCUUGCCUUCUUUGCCUGGUGUCGCGACGUAGUGCUUGAGGAACAGGCAGGCGAGUUUGUAGAUGGUGGCGAACCGGGCCAGGUUGCAGGCGUGCAUGCUUGUCGCGCGGAAGAUGAGCUGUGCUUUUUCGCGGAGGCUGGACGAGACGGGGGAGACGGUGCCAUUACGCGCGCCUUUGACGACGGCGAGCAGGGAGUGGUAUUUCGGGUCGAGGACGAUACGCUCGGCGAUAGCCUGGGUUUUGCGCGCGGUCAGAAUGUGUUUCUCGAUAGCCUUUGGCCAAAUCGCACCUUGAGGCUCUCCAGGGCGGCGGCCGACAUGGUGCCUCGGCAAUUCGGCGACGCGGGCGGGCAGGCGGGAUUGGAUUGUGCUGCUUUCGAGACUGGCGAUAUUGGCGAUGCAAUGAUUAAUGGCGAUUUGUAUCCGGAUAAGACACCGGCGGCCGAAAAGUAUGAUGGAACGCAUUUGUUAUGGGUGCACGAGAUCGAGUGGCCGGAGCAGGCUAUAUAUGCCCACAGCAAAGACGACCACGUCCACACGCUGCAGGGACUGAAUUUUCUCUGGCGGUUAGGGGCCGUAGGGCUGCUGGAGUAUAAGGUCCGGAGGCUUAUUCACGAAAUCACAGAGCCACAACUCAACGCCUUGCUCGCUGUCACGGACGACCCCGGUAUUGUACUACCGAUUUCGCUUCGGAAGCUGCUCCUUGUGGUCGUGAACGGUCGGGAGGAGGCGAUCCGGUCCGCCCUGGAACUUUUUUAUCCGAUACUGGAGGACCCUGACAACAACAUGGGGGAUGUACCAGUGUGGGACCUGGCGGACGUCGCCGCGAUCGAGAAGCGGAUUGGAUCCCAUACCGAGUGUGCCGAGCUAGAUUGCAGCCCCAGCAACGGUACGAUGGCCACGUAUAGGGUUAGCCGUAGGUACAAGGGCUCCGUGAUGAUUCCGACAAAGACCAAGCGUGUUUAUGUUCAUAUUCAUACAAGCGUCAAAGACUUGUGCGUGAUCGAGAGGGUCCUUGACUAUCGUUAUCGCCCCGACCGUAUAGAGUCCCAAAAAUACGUGGACCGUUGUGAAGUCAACCGGCGUGAAGUCAACCGGCGUGAAUUUUGGGAUUUUGAAGCAAAGCUGCACAGACGCUGGACGCAUGUGGAGGAAACAUGGGACCCCCCAGGGUAUUAUGUGCAGAGAAGAAGAUGGGAGCUACGCUUUGAGCUAGGCUUUAAAGGUUUUCAGGAUUGGGCAUCCCUUGAUUUAAACCUUUCCGACCGCUGGAUGGAUCGGGGCUCCGUCCUAGACUCGGAACUGCUUGAGUGA
Molecule: messenger RNA, 1632 nt
Organism: Chaetomium globosum CBS 148.51
Lineage: Eukaryota; Fungi; Ascomycota; Sordariomycetes; Sordariales; Chaetomiaceae
Exons: 3
Coding region: 1-1632 (543 amino acids)
Source: RefSeq, a predicted model, not a curated record